Molecule: messenger RNA, 1755 nt
Organism: Impatiens glandulifera
Lineage: Eukaryota; Viridiplantae; Streptophyta; Magnoliopsida; Ericales; Balsaminaceae
Product: protein arginine methyltransferase NDUFAF7, mitochondrial
Exons: 10
Coding region: 67-1539 (490 amino acids)
Biological process (GO): mitochondrial respiratory chain complex I assembly
Cellular component (GO): mitochondrion
Molecular function (GO): protein-arginine omega-N symmetric methyltransferase activity
Source: RefSeq, a predicted model, not a curated record
CUUAGCUAGGGAUAGGCAGAAAGAAUCAAGCUUUUUCUGCUCGCAGACAUUUUCAGUUCGUCGGAAAUGUUGAGAAGGUUGCUAGUUCAAGCUGCUAAUCAGACCUCUCGCGAUUUUGGGUUUCACCGGCCUUCAUCUUCUUUCUUAUUCACCCGUUCCUUUUCUUCUUCCUCUCCUGCGCCUGCACCUGGAAAUGUAAUCACCUCUUCUAUCGAGCAUUUGGAAGAUGGGGAAACAUCUUCUACAGAACCAACUUCGAUACCCUUUUCUACUCUCUCCAUAGAUCGUUCCAGCUUGCACAACCCACAUGAGCAUUCUCAUGGGCAUUCUGAUGAUUCUGAUCUUGUUAAGCAUCUCAAGAGCAUCAUCAAGUUUCGUGGCGGGCCAAUCUCUAUGGCAGAAUACAUGGAAGAAGUCCUGACAAAUCCUAAACACGGGUUUUAUAUCAAUAGGGAUGUGUUUGGGAAGGAAGGUGAUUUUAUAACCUCCCCUGAAGUAAGCCAGAUGUUUGGAGAGAUGAUUGGUGUUUGGACAAUGUGUUUGUGGGAACAAAUGGGCCGACCAAACAGAGUAAACCUAAUCGAACUUGGUCCAGGGAGAGGAACUUUGAUGGUGGAUCUUAUACGUGGUACAACAAAGUGUAAAGCCUUCAUAGAAUCUUUGCAUAUACACAUGGUGGAGUGCAGUCCAACUCUACAGAAACUUCAGUUUGACAACUUGAAAUGCCAAGAAGAGGCGAAUUCUGCUGAAGAUGCAAGUAAAAGAAUCACCUGCACAUUAUCAGGAAGCCCUAUAUCAUGGCAUACUACAUUGGAACAGGUUCCGGCAGGGGUGCCAACCAUCAUUAUUGCCCAUGAAUUUUAUGAUGCUCUACCAGUUCAUCAAUUUCAGAGGGCAGCUCGUGGCUGGAAUGAGAAAAUGGUUGAUGUGGCUGAAGAUUCAUCGCUACAGUUUGUUCUAUCUCGGCAACAUACUCCUGCUACUCUCUUUCUCAUGAAGCGUUUUAACUGGACCACACCUGAAGAAAUUGCAAAGCUCAAUCAAAUAGAAAUUUGUCCAAAAGCAAUGGAGUUGACUCAGACAAUUGCAGAGAGAAUAGGUUCUGAUGGAGGUGGGGCACUUAUCAUUGAUUAUGGCCUCAAUGGUGUGAUAUCCGAUAGUCUUCAGGCAAUUCGCAAACACAAGUUUGUUAACAUACUAGAUGAUCCCGGUUCAGCUGAUCUGAGUGCAUAUGUUGACUUUGCAUCUAUAAGGCAUGCUGCCGAGGAAGUUUCAGAAGAUGUAUCUGUCCACGGACCAAUGACACAGUCACAAUUUCUUGGUUCUUUGGGGAUAAACUUUAGAGUGGAAUCACUUAUGGAAAAUUGCACAGACGAACAAGUUGAGUCUCUUAGGACAGGCUACUGGCGGCUGGUGGGAGAAGGUGAAGCACCAUUUUGGGAGGGCGAGGAUGAUCAAACACCUAUUGGCAUGGGUACACGAUAUUUAGCCAUGGCCAUUGUAAACAAGAAGCAAGGAAAUCCAGUUCCUUUCCAAUGAGAAGAGUUUCCUCUACUUUGGGACUAUUUUUCAGUUCCUUUUAAUGUUGCAUAAUUUAUGACUAUGUAUUUUUAGGUCUUUGAGAAUAAGUUGACUUAAAAGUUUCACAUUUAAUAAUUAACUUAUAUGUUCAAGGAAGAGUCAAUUUAGAUUUUUUUGUUAGGUAUAAUAUAUUUUUGGAUGAUUCAGAUUAUAAUAUAUUUACUUUAUUUGAUA